Molecule: messenger RNA, 1276 nt
Organism: Chroicocephalus ridibundus (black-headed gull)
Lineage: Eukaryota; Metazoa; Chordata; Aves; Charadriiformes; Laridae
Gene: TIMM29
Product: translocase of inner mitochondrial membrane 29
Exons: 2
Coding region: 8-727 (239 amino acids)
Biological process (GO): protein insertion into mitochondrial inner membrane
Cellular component (GO): TIM22 mitochondrial import inner membrane insertion complex
Source: RefSeq, a predicted model, not a curated record
UCCGGUCAUGGCGGCGGCGGCGGCGGCGGCCGGGGGGGGCCGCGGGCUCUGGGGGCGCCUGGCGGAGACUCGCAUCGGCCGCUGGUGGCGGGCGCUGGCGCAGGACUACGCGGCGGCGGUGACGGAGGCGGCGCGGGGGGCGGGGGCCCGUCCCGGGGCGGCGGGGGCCUGGCUGGGGGUGACGGUGGCGGCCGCCGCCGCCGUCGCCGCCGUCCCCGACCCCGACUCCUUCGAGGCGGCCACGCUGGAGGCGGCCGGUGCCCUGCUGCUGCUCUCCCCCGGCACCCGCAGCCCCGCCGCCGACCGCCACGUCCAGCGCCUGCUGCAGCGCCGCGCCGCCGGCCGCUUGCGUUACCAAAACCUCCUUUUCUUGGCGGUGGUUUAUGAAACCCCCCACCCCGCCGACGCCGCGCUCUACCGGGCCCGCUGCCGUUAUCUGCGACCCCGGUGGCGGGAGUUGCCGGGCCGGUUGCUGGACGUGGGUUUCGGCGGGCGCUGGUGGGUGCUGGGGGCCCGGCUGCGGGACUGCGACGUGAACGAGGAGGAGUUCCAGGGGCUGCCCGAGCGGCUGCGGCGCGUGGAAACCCACCACCUCCGCUCCCACCGCAACGAGAGCCUCUUCCUGGAGAAAUUCCGGCCCGUCGUCCUCACCCCGGAGGAGAUCCGCAACCACCAGAGCCAGGAGGACGCCCCGGCGCGCGCCCACGGCGACGCCGCGCAGCCCUAAAGGGGACUGGGGGGUGCGUUCGGCUCGUCAACGCCCAGGAAUUCUCAUUUGCAACUGCUCGUUUAUUUAAUUUUCAUUCAUAACCCAUUAACGUGGCCAAAUUCUCAUGGAUUUACCCCCAAAAACGCACGGGGACGCACCAACGGUGAUAGCGGGCAGCCGUGAAAGGGACUGGGCGGCGCGUUCGGCUCGUUAACACCCCCAAAUUCUCGUUUGUGACUCCUCAUUUAUUCACUUCCCAUUAGUAACUCAUUCCUGGGGCCAAAUUCUCAUGGAUUUACCCCAAAAAAUGCCCCGGGCCGCACCGACGGUGAUGCCAGGGAGCUGUAAAGGGGACUGGGGGGCGCGUUCGGCUCGUUAACACCCAGGAAUUCUCAUUUGUGACUCCUCGUUUAUUUAAUUUUCAUUCAUAACCCAUUAAUGUGGCCAAAUUCUCCUGAAUUUACCCCAAAAAAUGCACCAGGACGUGCCAACGGUGAUGGCGGGGAGCCGUAAAGGGGACCGGGCGGCGCGUUCGGCUCGUUAACACCCCCAGAUUCUCGUUUGUGA